Molecule: messenger RNA, 589 nt
Organism: Maniola jurtina (meadow brown)
Lineage: Eukaryota; Metazoa; Arthropoda; Insecta; Lepidoptera; Nymphalidae
Exons: 3
Coding region: 109-501 (130 amino acids)
Biological process (GO): mitochondrial respirasome assembly; regulation of oxidative phosphorylation; mitochondrial electron transport, cytochrome c to oxygen
Source: RefSeq, a predicted model, not a curated record
AUGACAUUUCGUUUCUAAACGUUAUCGAUAUUCUAAAGUACCUACUUGUUUCGUAACAGGGUUGGAUUUUCAGCUUAAGUUUUGCAGUGAUAUUCUAAAAAUUCAGCUAUGUAUCACCAACUGAACAGAUUAACUGGCAGACUGAUUGCCUCUACUCAUCUGCAGAAUCCACUUUUCCCAGUUGCACCAAUUGUUCUGCAACGAGUGGACCCACCAGCAAUCCAGUACAACACGACUCAUAUGUCAACAGUAACCGAAGCCACUGCAUGUUCUACAGGCUCCAGGCGUUUGAUGCCCGGCACCAACAUUCCCUACCCCCCUGUCAGUGAGACUAUUCGUAAGAAGCAAGAAUUGUUCCAGAAAGAAAAUGAUCUUCCCGUUCAUUUGAAGGGAGGGCCGGUUGAUGCCAUACUGUACCGCUUAACUAUGGCGUUGUGUAUUGUAGGAUUGGGUGGCAUUCUCCAUACUGUCUACACCCAUGCAGUCCCUAAGAAACAGUAAUAUGUAGUCAAAAACCAUUAAUUUAUGUUUUAGAUGCCUGUGUAGAACUCUGUAUCUGCUAAAUAAUAAAGAACUACGUUAUAUUAUA